This is a messenger RNA of Naegleria lovaniensis, 2565 nucleotides long. RefSeq lists its product as uncharacterized. The coding region runs from base 1 to 2565 and encodes 854 amino acids. The record is from RefSeq and is a predicted model, not a curated record. Lineage: Eukaryota; Heterolobosea; Eutetramitea; Acrasida; Naegleriidae. The transcript has a single exon.
AUGAAUUAUUUUUCACAACAUCAACCACUCGUCGUAUCCUCCAACCCUCCAACCAAACAACAACAACCCAAUGCCAUUAUUCACUCACUCAACGUAUUGAACCAUCCUCCUAACAGUAGCUUCUACCCAAUUUCUCAACAUGUCUCCAAGAAGAACAUUUUUCACAGUUCCUGUAAUUUUACACCACAAGCGCAACCACCACUCCAACAAGAGAAUGAACAAACAACAACAACAACAACUCCUAUCGACGACGACGUGAUGCCAAGCUCCACUGGACCAACCUCUGUCAAUGGUGAAGCGAAGCGUACUACUAACAACAACGAGAAUCAACAUGAUGUUGCUUGUUGGCCCAUCGACCUUGUCGCAGACCACAGCGCUGCAUCUAUUCUCUCCUUUCCUUUCGUGGGUACAUUAUCCGAAAGCGGUAAUUUGGACAAUUUGCGAGAUGUUUUAGUACUAGCAGGAGAGAAUAGUAGUACCACCACCACUCCUCCAACUGGAUCUGAUAUGGACUGUGAUGGUACUACUUCUACUACUUCCAUGUUCACACAAGAACCAUCAUUGCAACAACAACAACCUCUCAUGAAAAAGAAGCAACACUCGCAUGAUUCUGUUGUUGUUGUUGUGAAUCCAAGUCGUCACCAUGUUAUUCAAAAUCAGAUGAUCACAACCACCGUUCCAUGCUCUUCGUCAUCAUCAUCCAACAACAACAACAACAACAACAACACUCUGACCUCUUCUGUGCACCACAUUCCUUCUGCUGAAAUUAUGAAAUCCUUAUUAAGCAGCAUGGGAUCGAUUUCACAACAACAGCAAUCCACAUUGAAUGCACUUCAUCGAUCUUACUCCCAACAACAACAAGUUUCUCAAAUGCAUGUCCUUUCCUCAUCAACUCCUCCUCAUCAUCAUCAUGGUCAAGCAAGUCCCAUUCCUCAACAUCACUUGGUAUUGAAUCAUCAUCAACAUUUACCACAACAAUUCUUGUACUACUCUCGUCCACCACAACAUUCAGUGAUCAACACUAUACCAACAACCAUUUCUUCUUCGGAUCAGCAUUAUGUCCAUGCCUUGUUACAAGUAUUAAGCUCAAACUCGGAACCUAAUCAUGGAUCGAUCCAUGCAACAACGACCAAUUCCAAUGCCAUCAGUCCUUCUCUUUCACAUGAUGCCAUCCAUUUCACACACAUGAACCAGAAUCCAUUUCACACGUGCAAUUUACCAAUUUUUGGACAAUCCGCUGCUACAACCGCUCUUCACAGUAGUGAUCCACAUGAAGAACAAUCCUUUGUUUCAUUACUUUCCAGUGGGGGUGGAUUGGAUGCUUUCACAACAAAUAGUUUUUCAUCCUCGGUGAGUAGUCACAGUCACUCGUCACCCAGUGUUUCGAGUCCAAAUUUCACACCAUCGAACAGUCGUGCAGCUGUGACAUCAUCUCCACAAUCUGUUGUGAAUCAAGGUGUUGAUACUGCCAUUCCAUCCACGAAUCAGAAAGGAAAAGCUUCUCCUUCGUCUCCAAGAAUCAAGGCGAAAAGAUCCUCACGAAAAUCCUCGUCUUCUUCAACCAACACAGCAGCAGCAACAACAACUCAUUCAUCAUUACUUGAACAAGAUGCUACCUCGAAAGCAAACUUGCAUGCAGUGAGAGACAUGUUCCCAGAUCCAGAGCAGAGAAAUUGUGUCAUUUGUAAACGAUCCAACAUGUCCUUUAAAAAGAAUUACUUUGUCCAUGCAAGUAAUAUUGAGAUUUAUAAGAAAACUUUUCCUGGAUUGGCAGACAGUAUUGAAUUUGGUCCUGUGUGCUCGACCGAUUUUAACAAAGUUUGGAGAUAUUCGAGAGGAGAGUACAUUCCAUCGAGUAAUGGAAAUAGUGGAAGAAUUGUGAAAAAUCCAUUGAAUGAAAACAAACCAAGUAAUAAGAAGAGAAAAUCGAAGAGUGGUAACUCUGAGCAAGGAACAAGUGCAGGAGGCAGCAAUGAAGGAAAUUCUUCGAAUGGAUCUUCGAGAAGUAACAAGAGAGUGAAAAAGACGGUCAGCCAAGCCAUUCGUCAUUCAGAGAUACCCUCUUCAAGCAUAAUUGCAGAAGAACACGAAUCAUCCAUUCAAGAAUCUCAUGACACCACAUUGAUGCAUGAAGUAUUGAGUAGCUGCUCGAAUCAAUUAUUGGAUCCAUUCAACAUUGGAUUGGAAUAUCCAAUUCUUGAAAUGGAUUGUAAUAUUACUGUGAUUAGUUUCAAGAAGAAAUCCGACGAGUCGUUUAAUUUGAUCAGUCUGAUGCAAAUUGCUAAUCACCUCUAUCAAGACAGUGCAUUAUGUACUUCAAAGAGUUAUUUGGAGAUGUUUAAGGAAGAUAUUGCACAAAGAUACGCAGAUGCAGCUCGAUAUUGUGACAACAAUUCCAUACCCGAGACCAUUCAAACCAAUGACAUUCUUUCGAUAGGAAUUUUAAGUCAGAAUCAAACAGAUCCAUUGAUGGAGCUGGAUGAACAGUAUUUGCAAAAUUAUGUCCAGUCGAAAGCGCGUCAGUUGCUUCAAAGUGGAGACUGUUUAACCAUUAUCCUAAAAUAA